Eruca vesicaria subsp. sativa (arugula) is the source of this 840-nucleotide messenger RNA. The record is from the annotation of a GenBank genome assembly. Lineage: Eukaryota; Viridiplantae; Streptophyta; Magnoliopsida; Brassicales; Brassicaceae.
AUGAUUUCUUCAAUAACGGCAACCCGAGGAGGACCAUCACUUCCCCGGCGAGAUCUCGAUCCGAACGCUCUCAGGCUAUCACGCCGUAAAACAUACAUCUCCCUCCUUCGAAACUGCAAUAACAUCGCUCAAGUUCCACCGAUACACGCCAAGAUCAUCCGCACUUUCCAUGGCCAAGACGCAUUCGUCGUCUUCGAACUCAUCCGCAUCUGCUCCGCUCUCGAUUCCGUCGACUACGCAUACGACGCGUUUCGUUACGUAUCGAACCCCAACGUGUAUCUCUACACCGCCAUGAUCGAUGGAUUCGUGUCCUCCAAUCGUUCCGCUGAUGGAGUUGCGUUGUACCGUCGGAUGAUUCACGAUUCUGUUAUGCCGGAUAACUACGUGAUCACUUCGGUUCUGAAAGCGUGUGAUUUGGAGGAGUGUAGGGAGGUUCACGGUCAGGUUUUGAAGCUCGGGUUCGGGUCUAGCAGAUCGGUGAGGCUAAAAUUGAUGGAAGUUUACGGGAAGUAUGGGGGAUUGAGUGAUGCGGAGAAGGUGUUCGAUGAAAUGCCUGAGAGAGAUGAGGUUGCGGCGACGGUUAUGAUAAACUGUUAUUCUGAGUGUGGCUUUGUUAAAGAGGCGUUGGAGGUUUUUAAUGAUGUUAAGGUUAAAGAUACGGUUUGUUGGACUGCGAUGAUUGAUGGUUUAGUUAGAAACAAGGAGAUGAACAAAGCUUUGGAGCUUUUCAGGGAGAUGCAGAUGGAGAGUGUUAGUGUUAAUGAGUUCACAGCUGUUUGUAUUUUAUCUGCCUGCUCGGAUUUGGGUGCGUUGGAGCUAGGGCGUUGGGCAAUGCGUUGA